AUGGACGCCUGCGGCCUCCCCUUCCUUCUCUCGUGGCAUUCUGGAUGUGUUGUCGGGCGCCGGCCGGCGGACCGCUGGGUACGCCGGCUGCCCACGGCCCACGGCCCACCGACAUCUCGGACCUCGCGGGUGCCGAGCCGCGCGGAGGGACAUGGUAACAUGGCUGGGAGGGGGGUGGAGGGGCCACUGGGCCUGGCCCCGAAGCCGCCCAAUGACCGGGGCGGGUAUGGGCCCGGACGUGUGAUGGUACGGGUUUACUCCGAUCGGAGAGGGCAAGUGAGGGGUGUGAACCUGAGGGGUGUGAACCGGCGCUUGCCGGAGCAGCAUGGCGCGAGACGAGCUGUUUUCCCGUCCUGGCCAAACGAGGUUACACUAAACGCAGACAGCAAACAGCCAUCGGACGUCGCCAGCUGCCCCAGCAAGCCCCCCAUUGAGGGGCUCUGGGGUGGGAGGGGCCCAGCGGCUUGGUUGGGGUGUGUGCCAGGCGUCAGCUCCCUAGUGCCUAGAGACCCAAGCUCCAAGAUUGUAAUUUGCCGAAAUCUCCCAGCCCGCGCGUGGGUGCAGACAUGGUGGGGGGUGUCGGUGGUGUGUGCCCGACUGCUGAGCAGGGUCUCAACCCGCGCUCGGACAGUCGCUCGAUUAGCUCGCACAGUACGGAAAACGUCAUCUGGCAGGGCAGCACGGGCAGUCGUGGCUGUCGCUAGCAAAGGCGGCAGGGCAGGCCUUGGAGUGGCCCACACCCCUCUCCCCUUCUCCCACAUGGCUGGAUCUACCGACAGGAGGGAACCGUCCGGUGUGCUGGCGUGCCUUGCAAACCCCUGGACUGACAGCCGCACCCAACCCUACUGGGUACGGCCGCGCGAUCGGGAAGAGGGGUCCCAGAAGAUCUGGCAUCGGCGUGCGACGUUGCAGAUUUCAACGCAAAGCGGCACAAGCAGCAAAAGACCGCCAUGGAUAUUUUACACUGCUGCAGUCGUCGAAAACAGGACAAUUUGCCAGGGAAACACCUGGCAGGUCGGCGGACAGGUAGGUGGUACGAUGGUAGCGGGAGGGCGCUGGAACAUUCACGAUGGGGAGCGGUGA
Messenger RNA from Gaeumannomyces tritici R3-111a-1, 1083 nucleotides. RefSeq lists its product as hypothetical. The transcript has 6 exons. The record is from RefSeq and is a predicted model, not a curated record. NCBI's taxonomy places the organism in Eukaryota, Fungi, Ascomycota, Sordariomycetes, Magnaporthales, Magnaporthaceae. The coding region runs from base 1 to 1083 and encodes 360 amino acids.